AUGAGACGCCAGAGAACUGAAUCAGACGACGGUGAACAGAAGAAGACGGCGAAAAGAACAAUAGAACGGCAAAAAGAGCAAGGCGACAGGGAAGAGAACAAGACAAUGGAGAUGAGAACAAGUCGUCGAGAAAGAUACGUAACAGAGAUAUCGGGGAAGCAAACACGGCAGGAAAACGACGACCAAGACGAUGAUGAAGCAGCAGAGGAGGCCCCGGAGCAAGGGGAGGGGGAAGGCCAAUUCGUGGGCCGGGCCGGAGCGGACGAUGCGUCGUUCGCGGAGCGGGGGCGGGGCCGGGGGCGGGGGCGGGCGCCAGGCGGCGCCUGUUCCUGCGGCCGCGGCGGGUCUGGUCCCAAUCAUCGUCGCAGCGCGGGCAGGCGUGGGCGGGGCGGCGGGCAUGGCAGGGCGGAAGGGGCGGGCGAACGGCAUGUCGAAGCCGUGUCCAACAGAGGGCCUCGGCUAAGCGGCGGCGGGCGCCCCAUGCGACAAAAGACGAGCGGCGCUAGCACCAGCAGGAGCAGCAGGGACAUCACGCGGGUGGCGGCGGCGGCGGUGCGGGGGGCGGAGGCGGUGUCGGGCGUUGGGCGUCGCCGUCGGCGCUAG
Messenger RNA from Gryllus bimaculatus (two-spotted cricket), 603 nucleotides. Lineage: Eukaryota; Metazoa; Arthropoda; Insecta; Orthoptera; Gryllidae. The record is from the annotation of a GenBank genome assembly.